AUGGAGGAAUUUGACUCCGAAGACUUUUCGACCUCCGAGGAAGACGAGGACUACGUGCCGUCGGGUGGAGAGUAUAGUGAAGAUGAUGUAAAUGAAUUAGUGAAGGAAGAUGAAGUGGAUGGUGAAGAGCAGACACAGAAAACUCAAGGGAAAAAAAGAAAGGCUCAGAGCAUUCCAGCCAGAAAGAGAAAACGGGGUGGCCUCUCAUUAGAAGGAGAAGAAGAUGUGGCUGCCGGAGCGGAAUCUGGAGGGACCAGCAGUGAGGAGGAAGAUGGGUCUGCAGAGCAGGAAAAGGGCAGUGAGUCAGAAGAUGCAAGAAAAAAGAAGGAGGACGAACUCUGGGCCAGCUUUCUCAAUGAUGUCGGACCAAAAUCAAAAGUGUCACAGGUUGGUGUCUUCAAAAAGGCCAAUCAGAUAGGCCUCACCUUCCUCCCGAAAUGCAUCAGUAUAUGUGGUCUGAAAGCCCAGAUCCCUUUUGAAGUCCUGAGGAAUUUUCCACAGCAGACGCUGGAAGGGAAUUUUUCAAAUCAGUUCAGUGGACUUUGGAUCGUUAUCCUUUAUUUUACCACCACCCCCUACUGCAUUCAUCAAAUUGUGUGA
This is a messenger RNA of Elephantulus edwardii (Cape elephant shrew), 600 nucleotides long. RefSeq names its product craniofacial development protein 1-like. The record is from RefSeq and is a predicted model, not a curated record. The coding region runs from base 1 to 600 and encodes 199 amino acids. The transcript has 3 exons. NCBI's taxonomy places the organism in Eukaryota, Metazoa, Chordata, Mammalia, Macroscelidea, Macroscelididae.